Misgurnus anguillicaudatus (oriental weatherfish) is the source of this 3049-nucleotide messenger RNA. Lineage: Eukaryota; Metazoa; Chordata; Actinopteri; Cypriniformes; Cobitidae. The record is from RefSeq and is a predicted model, not a curated record.
UCUGACUCGGAAGAGAUCACAGAUGCUGUCUGGAUAGGCUGCUCACGAGCUUUUAGAACACGCCCGCGUCGCUCGCUGAAAGCAGCGCUACAGCCGCGGCCGAUUCCAGCAGCAUUCAUCUGCUCCGGGCAAACCAUCUGACAUCACAGGUUAUUCGCUCUGACAAAAGCAACAAAUCAGCCAUUUUAGCCCUGUGUGUAUAUCAAUGCAAAAACAACAAAGCUUUCAUGAGGAACAAAAGCAAAAGGGUGACAGUUUAAAACAAUAAUAAAAACCACCAGGGUCUUUCAUUUCCGCGAGUUACUUGUUUUCGCACUGAUUUCUAGUAUGUGCCACAUGUGAUUGUAGGAAUGUGGAGCAUGAGUUCACUACAGCCCAUCACCUACAGCUUGGAAUCGUCUUGGGAGAUGACAGAUGGAUGCUUAGGGAGGAUCGGAGCCUGCCAGCAAACAUCAUAAACUUACCAUGGACCAGGGCUUCAGUUUCAGCACGCUGAAAAAGCUAGCGGCCGAGCCGGACUACACCGACAUCACUCUACCGGCGGUCGAGCGAGUUCGGGCCCUCAGCAAAAUGGGCUUUAACAUCGAGAUAAAUGAAGACAUCACGCCAUGGCGUUACUUCCGCUCCGGAGUGGAGAUGGAGCGUAUGGCAGCCGUUUAUCUUGAAGAGGGCAGUCUGGAGAACGCCUUUGUCCUCUACAACAAAUUCAUCACUUUAUUUGUUGAGAAGCUCCCCACUCACAGGGACUAUCAGCAGUGCAACAUCCCUGAAAAGCAAGUGAUUAUGAAGAGCCAAGCCAGGGCAGUUGAGAUGUGUGGAGAUCGGCUACAGAAGAUGUCUCUGUUGGAAGAGGAGAGGCAACGUGUGGCGCAUCUCAGGAAGAUGCAGAUCGAGUCGGAGCAGUUUCGCUAUUUUGAGGAUCAGUUGCGCAGACAAGAGCUGGCCAGUCGCAGGGACGAGGCUGUCCCCAAAGUGCCUGAACAAACCGAUGGGUCCUGCUUAUCCCAGACCCAGAGAAACCAUGUGCGCCUUGACCCCAAUCGUAAUAAACCAGCCGUCCCUGUCCCUAAACCGGCAGCCACGUUAGCAGCUGUACAAAAUCAGCGUGUGGAAGGCCUGAGGCGAGUCUUAAUCCCACGAGACCUGACAUACAGGUUCCUUCUUUUGGCUGACAGUAACACAGCCAGAGGGGUUGAGACGUGUGGAGUGCUCUGUGGAAAGCUGACUCACAAUGAGUUCAUGCUCACCCAUGUGAUUGUCCCUAAGCAGUCUGCUGGCCCAGAUUACUGUGACAUGGAGAAUGUAGAAGAGCUGUUUAGUUACCAGGACCAUCACAACCUUCUGACCCUCGGCUGGAUCCAUACACAUCCGACACAGACGGCCUUUCUAUCCAGCGUGGAUCUUCACACACACAGCUCUUAUCAGCUCAUGCUACCAGAGGCCAUCGCUAUUGUUUGUGCACCUAAACACAAUGACACAGGAGUAUUUAGACUGACCAGCACUGGAAUGGGAGAAGUGGCCGGUUGCAGAUUGAAAGGUUUUCAUCCUCACUCGAAAGAUCCGCCUUUGUUCACUAUUUGCAAGCACGUUGUGGUGAAGGACUUGAAAACGACAGUGCUGGACCUCAGGUGACAGGAGAAUCGGAUACUUCGGAAAACCAUUGAGAAGAUCUGCUACGAUCUGUGUUUACUUGAAGGCUUUUUUGUAUUUAUUUAUUUCACAUUAAAGUACUGUGGAAUGGGAGUUUUCAGCCGAGCAGUUUGCUGUGAGCAGGUUAACUGAAACUAUCAAGAUGCUCCUAUGUUGUUUUGUGUUCAUUGUUGGCUUUUUGUUUGUGGCCAGGUGUUUUUAAAACCUUUUGUCAGAGGUUUCGCCUCUACUGAGCAGAUGGCUUUUUUGGUUUUUGUCCUCAAGGUGGCAUCAUUUGGCAAGACAUAGUGCGAGACUGAAGCCAUGCUGGACUUUUUGUAAGAAAGUUUUACCUUUUUGAUAAACGCUUAUAUCAUUUGCAGUGCUCACUGUAACACAGUAGAUGCUGAAAAGUGAUUUAUUGCUUUUUAAAAAGACAAAUAACAGAAAUUUCUUGUCGUGUUUAGUCGGUUUACAUGAUUCAAUGACUUUGGAGUAAUUACUAUUAUAACACUCGUACUGAAAAGACCAGCUAAAACCAGCCUUAACUGGUUGACUGGUUUUAGCUGGUUAAGUUGGUGUAGCAGGCUGGUUUUAGAGGGGUUUUGGCCAUUUAUUUUAGUUGGUCAGGCCUGGGAGACCAGCUGACCCAAUAGCUUGACCAGGCUGGAAGACAAGCUACUUCCAUCUAAAACCAGCUUUAGACCAGCCAACCAGCUUAGCUUCCAGCCUGAUCUAGUUGUUGGGUCAGCUGGUCUGACCAAAUACAGUAAGACCAAGUGUCCAAAAUCCAGCCUGCUACACCAUGCUACUUUUCAGUAGGGACGUGAGGAAAUGUAUAGUAUAAUGGUUUAAAAUAGUUAAUGGUUUACUCACAAUAGUGCAAAAUACACAAAGAAUCUGACUUUCAAUACAAAUUGUUUAAGUUUUUUUAAACAUAAAUCCAACAAGGCAAUAUAUUUGUGCUGGUUAUUGAGCUGAUUUUCUUCACCAACUCAAGCCUGUUUUGUAAAAUGUGGAUCUGAUUCAUUAACUGAAUCUUUGCUUAAAAAUAAAGUAAAAACCAAAGGUCCCACAACUGCAAACAAAACUUUGCCAUUAGAGCCUUGACUUCUGUCAUCUCAGGGUAACAUUUCCUCAUUUUAAGAAACUGAUGUGAAUUUUGGUCUCCUCUAGUUUUGAGACGGUUGAAGUUGUGUCACCACCAGCAGAUGAUUCAAAUGUGUGAAGAGCUAUGAGCUGGCCCGUGUGAUUCAGAUAGCGUUCAGUAAACCGUGUGUUUCAUGUAAAAUGUGGAUUGGAUUGUGUCAUAAGUUGUGGCUGUGUGCCAUUGGUUCCUCUGAAAUCUGCAGUGCUCUUGUUGCUUUUUGUGCACAGGAAACUAUAAGGAGGCUUAGGCUUAUGUGUCUGUACAAGCAAC